Molecule: messenger RNA, 795 nt
Organism: Pollicipes pollicipes
Lineage: Eukaryota; Metazoa; Arthropoda; Thecostraca; Pollicipedomorpha; Pollicipedidae
Product: methyltransferase-like protein 24
Exons: 2
Coding region: 1-795 (264 amino acids)
Source: RefSeq, a predicted model, not a curated record
AUGGCGAACCUCCGCGCGGCGCCGCCCAACUGGACGCUGGCCCGGCCCGACACGUGGGAAGGCGUCAUCGACGCGCUGUAUGACUACAUCGAGCGGCCGCACGCGCACUGCAACAAGUCCGUACGUGUCGGCGGCCAGCCCGACUACAAGACUCGGCACUUCGAUGGCUACAAGUGGGUGUGCCUGGACCCGGAGCUGGGCAUGCUGGAGACGGACCGCUGCCUCAUCUACAGCUUCGGCGUCGACCACGACUGGUCGUUCGACGACAACGCGCAGCUGCUCGAGUGCGAGAUCCACGCCUUCGACCCGUCCAUAGGCGCCACCGACCACAAGCGCUCCGCGCGCAUCUUCUUCCACAACAUCGGCAUCGGCGGCCGGAACGAGGUGAAGACAGUGCGCCGGGGGCUGGUGUCGACGCGCCGCUGGGACAUCCGCACGUACGAGGGUGUCGUCCGCUUCCUCGGCCACCUGGACCGCACUGUGCACUACCUCAAGGUGGACGUGGAGGGCAGCGAGUGGGACAUGUUCGCGCAGAUCUUCGCGCAAUCGCCGCACCUGCUGCGCAACGUCAAGCAGAUCGGCAUGGAGGUGCACAUGGCGUUCGUGCCGGGUAGCAAGGUCGGCCUGGACAUGUGGAAGCGCUACCUCAGCACCUUCAUGCAGCUGGAGAGGAUGGGGUUUCGGCUGUUCCACUCGGAGGUGAACCCGUAUGAAGCACCGCGCAACCUGUUUAAGUGGACGCCGCGCAAGGUGUCAAGAGUCUACGAGCUCGUGUGGCUCAACCAGCCGUGGUAG